AUGCGUGUGGCCCGGACUGGUGGAGGCCAGGCCGUCCUUGGGUCUGUAGAAGGAGUGCGGAGCGGCGCGUCCGACAAAGGGGCAAGACCGCGGACCUUUAUUCUGAAGUUGAACAUUGCCUCUAUGUUGCCCUUCCUUGAUCCGUCUGGGCAGCCCUUGCAACCAGUGCCAUCGCUCUGGAGGAUGGUGGAGGAACAAGUAGCACCCAGUGAGAGGCUUGAGGUGAAGACCAUCUUGGGGGAUGAUGGUGUGGAACGGAGCUUGGAGCUGCAUGCUGAGGUGCAGACUCUGCUGGAAUUCUAUCAGGAGAUACAGCUGGACCACUCAAGACUGGAACGGAGCCCUUCACAAGCAGUUGGCAGCUUGCUUGCUGCUCCACCCCACCUUAAGGAGCUGAUGAGGGAAGAAAUCCGCCUUCUUCUGAGGAGCCUCCAGCAAAAAGCAUUACAGGAGGGCAGGGACCAAGACUGUGCCAUUUCUAAAUACAGCCCCCAUGUGGUCACCUUUGCUCUGAAGGGAGAUGCUGGAAUUGGAAAGCCUUCCUCUGGGAGCAGUGCCCCCAUCUGGCUGCUGUCCUCCAGAGCCGUCAAUGACCUGGGACCCCUCUGCAAUAAGCUGAAUAUUAACCAUAUUGGUGAGGUAGCCUUUCGACUCCGGACCCUGCUGGAAGACGAAUGCUCUGCUUUGGAAAAGUGCAUCUCUCAUUUACAGUGUCAGCUGGAAAAGGCGCAUUACCAGGCUGCACAGUUGCUAGAGACGACGCAUGAGCCCACCAUGGCUGAACUGCAAGAGGAGAAGCAUGCCAUGGAGCGAGACUUGCAGCUGAGCCAGUCUCCGCUGUCCCCUGGUCUUUCCCUCAUGCCACAGCUGCUGAGGAGGAGCAGCAACCAGCCUCAGCCUAGGUCAGAUGGGAACAUCUUAAAAGCAAGCCAUUUGGAAGGUACUACCAAAGGGCCAGACUUUGAGGAGACCACCCCUGCUUCUUCACCGAGUCCCAGAAAUCAAACUACUUCUGUAUCCCAUCAGACGCUUCCUUGGAGAAGCCACUCAGUAAAAGGCCUGCAGGGACGGCUGCAGCAAGAAGAACUCGGGCAAGCAUGGAAAGAAAAGGACACUCAUUUUCACAGCCCUGGGGCUGCAGCACCACCCAAGGGAAGUAGACUCAUUUCAGCCUGCAGGAUAGCAGUAGCAGGGGUGGUCCCUGCCUUCCACCCAGCACCUCCCCCAGAGCCCUGUCCACUGCCACGCUUGUGCCCCCGUACCAGGCUGCUGCGAUGCAAAGGGCCCAGCUAGGGAAACGAGAUCACCCUCU
This is a messenger RNA of Gekko japonicus, 1312 nucleotides long. RefSeq names its product coiled-coil domain containing 24 (gene CCDC24). Lineage: Eukaryota; Metazoa; Chordata; Lepidosauria; Squamata; Gekkonidae. The transcript has 9 exons. The coding region runs from base 1 to 1293 and encodes 430 amino acids. The record is from RefSeq and is a predicted model, not a curated record.